GUUCUCUUCACAUAACACUUACAUAAACCUAUUCUUAUCAGUCGCACUUACUUAUAUCGAAGUGAACCACUUCAUAAAUAUACUUACUUACUUUGCGGCGAGUCGGCAUAUUUAUAUUAAAUUAGAUCGAAUAACGCUGAAUAAUGGCUGCUGGGGGAUUUUCAGCCCAGGAGAUUGAGGCUUUGUGCCAGACUCCUGAUCCGAACACCAAGGAUUUCCUGUUCCAGCAGACGAUGUACCGCAUCAAGGAUCCUCGCAAGUCUCUACCUUUCUACACCGGAGUGCUCGGCAUGACGCUGCUGCAGCAACUUCACUUCCCCGAGAUGAAGUUCUCUUUGUUCUUCAUGGGCUACGAGAACCCUAGCGACAUACCCAAGGACGAAGCUGAAAGGAAGAAGUGGGCUAUGAGCAGGAAAGCGACGCUCGAGUUGACUUACAACUGGGGCACAGAGUCCGAUGACUCGGCGUACCACAACGGAAACUCUGAGCCGCGGGGAUUCGGACAUAUCGGACUGUUGGUGGCGGAUGUCAACACCGCUUGUGACAGGUUCGAGCAACUAGGAGUGAAGUUCAUCAAAAAGCCUAAUGACGGUAAAAUGAAGGGACUGGCCUUCAUACAAGACCCCGACGGCUACUGGAUAGAAAUAUUCGACCAGAAAACCAUUAGUUAGAG
Plutella xylostella (diamondback moth) is the source of this 673-nucleotide messenger RNA. It is a transcript of the gene Glo1, whose product is annotated as Glyoxalase 1. Gene Ontology annotation, molecular function: metal ion binding; lactoylglutathione lyase activity. The record is from RefSeq and is a predicted model, not a curated record. Lineage: Eukaryota; Metazoa; Arthropoda; Insecta; Lepidoptera; Plutellidae.